CUAUGGAAAUUAGGCUGUACUACAAAAUAUAUGAAGUACCAUCUUUGGCUGCAUGGACGGUGGUACCCCUUCCAUUAGCAUUUCUCUGUCCCCACUUCACUGAGCUGUCGUACUCUUUUUCUGCGUCUGUGGUUGGCUGUUCUGAUAUCUCUACUCUUUUCUGUGUUUGUCGUCUGCCUUUCACUCUGGUUACUACUGUCCCACACUGGUCCCACACUGUGGUUACUGCUGUCCCACAGUGGUCCCACAGUGGUCCCACACUGAUCCCACACUGGUCCCACACUUAUCCCACAGUGGUCCCAGUGGUUACAGCACUAACCACAGUGUGCAAGGGCGUGUAAGGCUUGCAUGAUUAACGAUUUGCAGAAUGGAGAUCGACGGGCAGGGCGCGGAAGCGUUGGUGAAUGGGGAUGACGGGAGUGACACUGCAAGCUGGGACCAGUCAAAAGCUGUGGGCGCGAUCAGGUAUGCGCUUCAGACUCUUUAUAGUGAUGACCCGGUUAUAGCGCAGCAGGCUUGUGCGGCCGCGCAGCGCGUCUUCGCAAACGGCGGCUCGAGCAGAAGUCUUAGCAGCGUGAGGCACUGGGCAUCUCGUAUCUUGAAACAGCUAGCGCGGGCGCGGGGAGAGUUGAAUCCUCGUCUUGUUGAAGAAGCAGUCGGUCCGCUUGUCGGCAUUUUGUCGACCACAAGCGUAGAUCGAACCUGUGACCGCGCCGACUCAGCAUUCAUUCUAGGAAGUAUGGCAUGCGGAGGUUCUAGGUGUAGCGAAACCAUAGCGCGGACAGGAAUCAUAGGCGAACUUGUUCGUUUGAUAGAUAGGGAUGACACGGCAUUGCCAGCGGAGAGAGAGAUGGCAGCAUUCGCAAUUGCGAAGCUGUCGCGGAAGCCGGCAGAAAAUGCACGAGUAGUCGAUGGAGCAGGAGGGCUGAGGUCUCUGGUGAACCUCCUGGAUGUGGGAACAUCUGUGGCAAAAGAGUACGCUGCAGAAGCAAUCUGGUGCCUGGCUCGGGACCGGGAAUGUGCCCAGGCCUUGGUUCGCUUAGGCUGUGUGCGUCGCCUCGCGUCUCUCAUUCGAAACGCCUCGGUGCCUGCAAGAGUGAAGGCCCACGCUUCACAUGCACUUGGUGUUUUCGGAAUCCAUAAGAGAAUUCGACGGGUGAUUGUCGAGGGCGGGGCCAUCGAAGCUCUCGCUGAUAUCCUCCGAUCCAACUUAGAUCUGACGACAAGGAUCAAUGCUGCAAAUACCCUGGGUAUCCUAGCGGUGCAGCUGGAUGACACAAGCCGAAUUGCGAACGCUGGUGUGGUGCCGGCUGUAAUCAGUCUCUUGUUUGAAGCCGAUCAACGAGCGAGAGAGAUCGGAGAAGACAGUCUGUGUGUGAUUGCUUCUUCCUUUUCCAAUGCCAUCUCCAUUGCGAAGCAUCUGAUAGCCAUUGCGACAGAUGCAUCUCGGUCAUGGGACGAUCGUUCAACCGCUGUGGACUCUAUCUGGGACCUUGCAACAUACAGCCACUGUGUUAGUGCUGUCGGGGCAGCGGGCAUAAUCCCUCAGCUCAUCUCCCUGUUAGACGAGGAUGAGGCGGCCCCCCGAACGACAUCGGUACCAGAUGUUGCGCCUUUGGAACCUCCUUGUGUGCCAGGAUCGCCCAGUCCAUCCAGUCCUCGAGCAUGUCCACCGUCUUGUCCUACAUCGCAGCCUUCCUCAUCGAACUGCAUGCCACGUUCUUCGUCAAGUCCUACUUUGAGCACGACAUCAAGCCUGUUGCUACAAAGGGCGGAUCCGCUGGGCAGUCGUCCUUGUCAUACUCUCUGUGUCGAUCGGGUCCUUUUCUGUCAUGGGAGCACCAGCGAAUGCGGGGCAAGUUCGGUGGCUCAUAUGCUGCCUCCACAUUGUCAUGUGGGAACCUCAUCGUCGUCUCCGUCGAGCGAAGUGGAUGCCCUGCCCAAGGAGAGUCGCUCGCUCUCCGGUCUGGCGAUGGGGAGUGGGAACGAUUUUGAGGCAGGGCAGGGUUCAGCAAUCGCUCUGCUGCUGCGGACCGAUCAGACAGCAGCUCCGGUGAAUCGCAAAAGACCUCUUUCUAGCGACAAAGGAAUUUGUACAGCCGACGGAGAGCCGCAGAAACAGGGUGCUGACAGCGACAGUCCGACGGAGGACGGAGGGCCCCCGUGCAACAGGCAGAAUCUUUCAGGGUCGUCUCCAAGUGCCGAUGAAUGUCGAGCAACUCUUGUCCGGCCGGAAGCGUCAAGGAAGUCCCCUAAACUAGAAGAGCAUCCAGAUGCCGUGUGUCGAAUCGAUCCCAGUUGCAGUGGACCUUGUGCAGAAGAACAUGCCGCGGAAGAAGAUGCCCUAGCGCAGAGGACACAAUCUUUCCAUCCAAGUGUGCACUCUUGUCAACGAGAGGAAAUGGCUGGCUGCUCGAGGAUGGCGGAAAAUAGAAGUGAUGGAGAAGGGUCCGGUUCGAGUGAUUCUGAGGAGGAAGAUGGUGAUAUGGACAGCUCGUCGACAAGCACGAUGCCUAAUUCCAUGAGAGAGGGUAUCGCUGGGGCAUUUGCUGCGCUCUCAACCGACGAGGACAAUCGGAUGAUGAUGGUCGAAGCGGGCGUCAUCACGGCAUUGGGAAAACUGCUGACGGACCCUCUCGAGGAUGUAAGGGAUAGUGCAGCGGAAGCGCUGUAUCACCUAAGCAGAGAGCAUUGCUACAGGCCGCAAAUGAUAAGAGCAGGGCUUUUCCAGAUCUUGUCCGACGUCAGACCGGAUGACGAUCAGCAACUGGGUGUUCGUGUGUACCAUUUCUCGAGAGUAAUAAGGCGGCGUUUGCUGUGGGCGAUGGAGUACGAGGACAUGAAAGAGCAUCAGGCGCAGGAGCAGCCGGAGCGUGAAGAGGAUGACGAGGGAAGAGGAGGCGGCGAGGGAGAGGAGGAUGGUGGUGAUGAUGACAGCGAUGACGGAAUGGAGUUCGCCACGUUCGUGGACAUGGAGUGUGAUGUCGAGGAGUACCUUAGUCUGAUGACCGGUGCAGAUGCAAUGAUGGAUUAGCGGAAGGGAGGUGGGGGGAGGAAGUCGGAUUGAGGAGCCAUCCACUGCUAGAUUGAUGAUUAGGACUGUACUUGAAGAUGACCUGUGUUGCAGUUCCGUGUCCGUUGAUGGGGUCGAUUGAUGGGGGUCAAUACGAUAGUUUGUUCAUUCCGAAUUGUCGAUGAUGUGUCAGGGAGCUGCGUCUCCUCAUGUUUGCUCUCUGGCAAGUGAGAAGGUGCUCUUUCUCUGCAAGUUCUGGUGCGCAUGGAUUUGCUGGCAAACAGAACGAUGACGCCGGAGGUGUCUAGACAUAUGUUUGCAUGGACUCGGUGCAGGACUCGUAAGAAAGAGCGAGUCGGUUUGACAUUCCCAGCUGAGGCAUGGGGCUGGCUGCACCCAUUUGAUUUGAUGAUGUUGAUGAUCCACAUUCAAGGCUUGGCAUGCUUGUCUGUCUACCUAUCAUCUGAUGGAUGGCCUCCCAAUCUUUGUCUGCAAAGGGAGAGAAGGGGUGGUUGACAUGGUGGGGCAGUGGAGAGAGAGAGGAGGAAAGUCAGAGGGGCAUAAAUGAGAUUUGUCUGCGCAGGGAGAGAAAGGGUGGUUGACAUGGUGGGGCAGUGGAGAGAGAGGAGGAAAGUCAGAGGGGCAUAAAUGAGAUUUGUCUGCGCAGGGAGAGAAAGGCGGGUGACAUGGUGGGGCAGUGGAGAGAGAGGAGGAAAGUCAGAGGGGCGUAAAUGAGAUUUGUCUGUGCAGGGAGAGAAAGGGGGGUGACAUGGUGGGGCAUUGGAGAGAGAGGAGGAAAUUCAGAGGGGCGUAAAUGAGAUUGGUGCACACCUACCCACUUGAUAGAUGGGAUGGUGUGAACUCGAACUGCGUACUGUGCAUCGGACAGGUGCCUCCUAUUCAACUAUGGAGGAGAGGGAGGAUGGUGUAAAUGCAGAUAGAAAGCAAAACUCGUUGGGGGAUAAGGGCUUACUCACACAAGGACUUUUUCAACGUCUCUCUGGACGUAAUUGGGGUUACAUGCAUCCAGGUCUAGCCGUAAAAAAGGUUAGGCAUGGACACGAAAGUCCUCAUGUGGUAUGCCCUAAAACGGGUGCACACCUGUCCAUUGGAUAGACUGGAUGGUGCAACGGCCUGCUGUGUGAUCUGCCUCCUAUUGGGCCUUGCUCCACUCGUCACGAAUGAUGCAAAAUGAGAACGAAUCUUCCGCUAGAACAUGGAAAGAUACACAGUCAUGGUUUUUGUCUUUUGUGCAUGUGCUACCCUGUCUUCCCCCAAGUAGAACGCCCUGUCAUUAUCGCCGCCGUAUCUAGACUGAGUAUUGCCCCCAGUGCAGCUGUAACAACCAGGCAUUGUAGACUGAAGGUUGCCCCAAACACAGCCGUAAUGAUGACCAUGCCUUCUAUUCGGGUGGUGUAGACGGCGGGGAGCAUGUGUCGUGUAUCUAUACGUUGAGAGGAGAAGAGGGGUGGGAAUACAUUGAGAGGAGAAGAGAGGUGGGAAAACUAAACGUUGCGCCAAAUGCAGUUAUAACGACUGGGCGUGCUAUUCAGGUGUGUAGACGGUAGGAGGCAUCGGCCCUCUCUAUUCAAACCUUGAGAGGAGGAGAGGGGGAGGAGAUGACGGAAAGUUCUUUUUGGCAUGCUAUUCAGGUGUGUAGAGACUGUAGGAGGCAUCUUGUCCCUCUCUAUUCAAACCUCGAGAGGAGCAGAGGGAGGGGACGCCUGAUUGCAGUUUAUGACGACUAGGCAUGUUCUGUUCAGGCGUAGACGGUAGGUAGGGGACAUUUGUCUUCUAUUCAAACGCUAAGACGAGGAGGGGGCGGGAAAGAAAGGGAUUAGGCUGUGCCAAGGUGGGGGAUUGCACCUGUGUGUCUUGUUCCUGCCCCCCGAGCACGUUUGCAUACGGCUGUUAGGUCACAGAUGUGCAAGGCCAGCCAGCCACGAGAGCAAGUAUGCACACAUGCUCGGUAUGCAGCCGGCCCGGCAGCCACGAGAGCAAGUAUUAGCAAGGGUAAAUGAUGGAUUCUUUGUCUUUUCAUUACUGCAAACAGUAUCCAUGGGCUCGUGAUUUGGCGCUGACAAAAAUGGUAGUGGUUUUUUUUUUUUUUUUUUUUUUUUUUUUUUUUUUUUUUUUUUUNUUUUUUUUUUUUUUUUUUUUUUUUUUUUUCCCCCCCCGCGGUCUAACGACUUACGGAUGUGUUGUAAGAAUAUAAGCAUGUCAUAAUACACCCACAGAACAAGUAUUACCCACUCCACUGUAAACGUGAUGAAGUGGUUGGUCUUGUCAUUGGUACAAACAUUGGGCCUCACGCCACUGCUGCUCCUUGUGCAAAAUGAGAAUGAAUCUUGCACUGGAUC
This is a messenger RNA of Chara braunii, 5373 nucleotides long. The record is from the annotation of a GenBank genome assembly. NCBI's taxonomy places the organism in Eukaryota, Viridiplantae, Streptophyta, Charophyceae, Charales, Characeae.